UUAUAAAUCUCAUUGUUGUUGGCUUUUGCAACCUUUUUUUCUCAUUUCUUCUGUAACCUUUCAUACCCAUAAGUCAUUCUAAAAAGAAGAAAAAGGCAUUGUUCUUACAUGAAAAUUAUAGUGCAUGUUAACUAUGUAUUUAAUAUAAAACAUUCUUACUAAAUUUCCUUUUAAAGUUAUGAACAUAUAUUAAGAUAUUAGUAGCUAUGAGAUCUUUUUGUAAUCACAAAAAAAUGUGGGGCUUUUAGACAUAUUUACUUAAAAAGAUGGAUGCGGAGAAGAAAAAGUUCCCAAUAGGACCAGAAUACUAUACGUUAUAUGAGGAGGUAGGUGAAGGCGUUAGUGCCUUGGUUUAUCGUGCUCUUUGUAUAGAUAACAAUGAGAUUGUCGCCAUCAAGAUCCUUGACUUUGAACGUUGCAAUAGCGAUUUGAAAAAUAUAUCUCGUGAAGCUCAAACAAUGUUCUUGGUUGAUCAUGAUAAUGUUCUGAAAUCACAUUGCUCAUUUGUGAGUGGCCAUAACUUGUGGGUGGUCAUGCCAUAUAUGGCUGGUGGUUCAUGUCUUCAUAUUCUAAAGGCAUCACAUCCCGAAGGAUUCGAAGAGAUGGUUAUAGCCACUAUAUUACGUGAGGUUUUGAAGGGUUUAGAAUAUCUUCAUAAUCAUGGGCAUAUACAUCGAGAUGUUAAAGCAGGGAAUAUUCUUAUCGGUUCACGCGGUACGAUUAAGUUAGGAGAUUUGGGUGUCUCGGCUUGCUUAUUUGACACAGGUGACAGGCAAAGAGUGAGAAAUACGUUUGUGGGAACUCCUUGUUGGAUGGCACCAGAGGUCAUGGAACAAUUACAUGGAUAUGAUUUUAAAGCUGAUAUAUGGUCCUUCGGUAUUACUGCUCUAGAGCUAGCUCAUGGACAUGCUCCAUUCUCAAAGUAUACUCCAAUGAAGGUAUUACUCAUGACCCUGCAAAAUGCACCUCCAGGCCUUGAUUACGAGAGAGAUAAAAAGUUCUCUAAGUUAUUUAAGCAAAUGAUCGCUAGUUGUUUGGUGAAAGAUCCUUCAAGAAGGCCAUCAGCAAAAAAGUUGAUAAAACAUGCAUUCUUUAAACAAGCUAGAUCAAAUGAUUACAUUGUACGAACACUUUUAGAUGGCUUGCCGUCGCUUGGAGAUCGAAUAAAAGCACUUAAGAGAAAAGAAGUUGAUAUGCUUGCACUAAAGAAAAUGCCUUAUGGUGAGAAAGAGGAACUCUCUCAGAGUGAAUACAAAAGAGGCAUUAGUACGUGGAAUUUCGAUUUAGAAGAUGUGAAAGCUCAAGCAUCUUUGAUACAAGAUGAUGAUAGUUUGUUUGAUAAAGACCAUGAAGCUGUGGUCGAGUGCUCAAUAGAUCGUCCUUCACAUGUCUUAGAUUACAUAUGUGAGGAUAACGAAUUAUCUAAUUACCAUUCUCUUGCUGAUCUUCCAUCGAACGAAAUUGCGAGCAAAUUUCACAAGACUAAAUUUGAUGAUGAUUUAGGUUUAGUCAGUUCAAAUAAUGAUAAAUCUAUAUCACAAUGUUGUUCUCCUCAUCAAAAUAAAAAUACAGAAAAUAAUGUGGGUGUACCAUCAAACAUAGACGAAGUGAAAAAAAAGGUAGAAAGAUAUUCUCUACCUUUGCACAGUAGAAGGGUAAAAUCAUCACCAUCUUCUUAUACUUUAGAAAUACCUACCAUCCGAACAGAAAGCUUCAAAUCGCCAAAACAAGAAAGAUCUCUCACCAAUGAAGUUAUAAAAUGUUCACAAGGAUUAUUUGAUGAAGCAAUGGGAGAUGUAACUCCUAGAAAUUUAUAUUCACCAGUAACAAAUAACAAUGAUGAAAUUGAAACAAAGGUCAAUGUCAUUCAAACAAAAGGGCGUUUUAAAGUUACUUCAGAUAAUGAAAAGGGAGCUCCAGUUUCUAGUAAUACACUUCAAAAGAAUAAUAAUGCACAGGUUAUUCCUCGAUCGCCUACAACACAUUUACCUUCCCAUAACAAUGAAAAACCAGUAAUUCUUCCUUCCAAUUGUUUGUGUGCACUAGUGCAAUCUAUUCUACAAGCGGAUAUUAACCAAAGGGAAAACAUUUUAUGUGUGAUGAAACAUCUUACACCCAAUUCAUUUAAUGUGAAUUGUAUUGGCGAUGGAGAUUGUACUCCUACAAGUAUUACAACGAUUGAAAAAACAUUGCUUGAAGCUAGUCAUGAUAGAGAGAAGGAGUUACUUCAAGAGAUUACAGUUCUUCAAUCAAGGCUAACUCGCGUUGAAGAAGAGCUCCAAAAAUUUAAAAAAGACAACACUCUUGUCAAUGAUUAUUGACUUUAGUGAGGUACAAAAGAGAAAAUUAGUUUAUGUUUAGGUAGGUGUAGAUUUUUUUUGUUUUUGUUAAAGAUAUUAUAUUCUUCAUUUUGUCCCAGUGAAUACAAUUUUCGAGAGAUUGUAUGAUGGUAGAUAAAAAAAACGAAGUACGGAGUAUAUGUUUACACACAUACAUACACUCACCCCUCUUCCCCACACACAUACAGAAAAAAGAGUCUACAUGUCACACCCUAUAAAUUCAACCUCUCUCACCCCAUAAAUUCUAGUAUAUAGAAAAUAAUAAGAUCAAGUGCUAAUAAAUGUAAAGGUGGUGGAAACACCAUCCUUAUGGAAUUUAACUACUAUUAUUGAGUUUAGGCACUUGAUUACAAAACCAAACAAAUUAAAUUAAAAGACUUAAAUAUUAGGUUUGCA
This is a messenger RNA of Spinacia oleracea (spinach), 2735 nucleotides long. RefSeq lists its product as uncharacterized. The record is from RefSeq and is a predicted model, not a curated record. Gene Ontology annotation, biological process: protein phosphorylation. Lineage: Eukaryota; Viridiplantae; Streptophyta; Magnoliopsida; Caryophyllales; Amaranthaceae. Bases 267 to 2321 code for a protein of 684 amino acids. The transcript is spliced from 20 exons. Gene Ontology annotation, molecular function: protein kinase activity; ATP binding; protein serine/threonine kinase activator activity.